UCGCCAGAGCUCAGGAGCUGCCCCCGCCCCUGAGCGGCGGAGUCCUGGCCGGCCUUGGAAGCCCCCCGGAGCCAUCGCCCCACCCCAUCCCCAUCCUAAUGCCCUCCACCUUUGUGGGGACAUUUUAACCUUGGAGAGAGGAGGUCUUGCCCUUAACCCCUCGUCCCCCGCCCCCAAGAGGGGAGACUGUCUUAUAGAAACCUUGGAAGGAAACAAGAUGCCAGGCCUAUCCGUGCUUGGAGAUCCUACGGACAAGGCCACAAGAGGGACAACUCCAGGUGAGGACCUCACGGCCCUCGGGCCUCCUUUCAGCCCCUGAUUAAGCCUUUUAUUCCUGGGCCUCAGUCUGAAGUAGACUGGGAUCCCAGGAAAACUCAGCCCUCUCAUUAAACUGAAAGGGAAACUGAGGCACAGAGAAGAAUAGUGAUUGGCUAGAGUCACAUGGCUAGUUCCUGGAGGAACAUAGGCCCGAGACCAGGGAGCCUGGCUUCCUGGCCCCGGGAGAUCCUCCUGUUCCUUAACGCUGGAGACUACCGAUACAUUGUGUUCCUUUCUCCCUUGCCCUGCACCCAGCCAAGGGCCAGGCAGCUCCGCCUCCGAACCAACUGUCUUUUCUUCCCCAGCAACAUGCAGAUCUUAGGUGGGUUUUCUGGACCAAUGGCCUUUCUGGACAAACUUCUGGAUCCCAUGGACUCCAUGACCAGGUUGCUACUUAUAAAUGUCUGCUUCCAUUGAAAGCUUCUUGCAGCCCACCAGCUCUCUGGAACAUUCUGGAGUCAAACCUCUCCUAGACUGCCUGCAAGUGUCACUUGGCUUCUGGAUGGAAAUGUGGCCUGCUGGACACUGGCAGGACUCCCCAGAGCCAUGUGGACCCAGCCCCUUGGACCCUCUGCCCAGUCCUGAUGACACCUGACAGAGGACAGCAUGAUGUACUUGGCCAUUCUUGAGGAGAUGUACAAUUUCCAGACAGGUCUCCAUUCUGGACCAGGGUUGGGGAGCCAGAGUGGAUCUGAUCUAGAUCAGCAUUUGCGGUUUUGUGUAUAGCGCCUAUCCCUGGAGCCUUGAAGGGUGCUUCCAAGGGGGUACCCAGUGCACAAAGGGGGAAACUGAGGCAGUCUUCAGAAAGCCGUCAUUUGCCAAGGUCACAAGGCAAGGCAGUAUAUUUGUUGCUGAGAUUAGGACCCAGAACACUGCCUCCUGACCCCAAAGGCCAGCCUUUGAAUGGCACACAAGGUCACUGCGCUGUGUGAGCCAAAGGCAUGUUUCAGGAUCUGCCAUCUCCAGCUGUGGCCGUGGUCCUUUGAGUGACUUCAUUCUGCAGUAACCUUCAGCUACCCAAGAGAGAUGGCCUCCAAGGAGUUCCCUCUUCAACUGGGCCUCCGAGAUUCUCUGAAAGUGGGUGUUUGGGCUAGACUGUGGGGUCCAUCCAUGGCUGCCUGGGGGACCAUGCUGAGAGGAUCUUCUUCCUUCCACAAGACUGGAGUUCAGGAAGCUGCAGACAGUAGUUACUUCAGGCGCAGGCUGUGCAGACCACUCAGGAUAAGCAGGGGUCUGUUCUGUGCAUUUUGGAUCCCAUCAGACUACUCCAAUGGAGCUAUAUAAGGCGGAUCGAGGCAGGCGAGGGGGGCAGCGCUGCCGAGCGGAGCCCAGGAGUGGAGCGGGAGCGAGCGAGAGCCUGAGCGAAAGACUGAGAAGCAAGCAAGAGGAAGCCUCCGGUGCAUCGGAACAGGAUCGCAGGUGCUCGGGAGCCGGAGCUGGAGCUCCACAGCCGGCAGUCAUGUACCGAUCCACCAAGGGCGCCUCCAAGGCGCGCCGCGACCAGAUCAACGCCGAGAUUCGGAACCUCAAGGAACUGCUGCCGUUGGCUGAAGCGGACAAGGUCCGGCUGUCCUACCUGCAUAUUAUGAGUCUUGCCUGCAUCUACACUCGCAAGGGUGUCUUCUUUGCUGGAGGUACUCCUCUGGCUGGCCCCACGGGGCUUCUCUCAGCUCAAGAGCUUGAAGACAUCGUGGCAGCACUACCUGGAUUUCUGCUUGUGUUCACAGCUGAGGGGAAGUUGCUGUACCUAUCUGAGAGUGUGAGCGAGCAUCUAGGCCACUCUAUGGUGGACCUGGUUGCCCAGGGUGACAGUAUCUACGACAUCAUUGACCCUGCUGACCAUCUGACUGUUCGCCAGCAGCUCUCCAUGCCCUCUGCUCUGGAGGCUGAUCGCCUUUUCCGUUGCCGAUUCAACACUUCCAAGUCCCUCCGGCGCCAGAGUGCAGGCAACAAACUGGUGCUUAUUCGAGGUCGAUUCCAUGCUCACCCACCUGGGGCCUACUGGGCAGGAAACCCGGUGUUCACAGCUUUCUGUGCCCCGCUGGAGCCAAGACCCCGCCCUGGCCCUGGCCCUGGCCCUGGCCCUGGUCCUGCUUCACUCUUCCUGGCCAUGUUUCAGAGCCGGCAUGCUAAGGACCUAGCCCUACUGGACAUCUCUGAAAGUGUUCUAAUCUACCUGGGCUUUGAGCGCAGCGAACUGCUCUGUAAAUCAUGGUAUGGACUGCUACACCCUGAGGACCUGGCCCACGCUUCUUCUCAACACUACCGCCUGUUGGCUGAAAGUGGAGAUAUUCAGGCAGAAAUGGUCGUGAGACUUCAAGCCAAGCAUGGAGGCUGGGCAUGGAUUUACUGCAUGCUGUACUCAGAAGGUCCAGAAGGCCCUAUUACUGCCAAUAACUACCCUAUCAGUGACGCGGAAGCCUGGACCCUCCGCCAGCAGCUCAACUCUGAACACACCCAGGCAGCCUGUGUCCUGGGAACCCCAGCUGUGCUACCCUCGUUCCCCGAGAAUGUCUUCUCCCAGGAGCAGUGUCCUAACCCACUCUUUGUGCCAGCCCUGGGGCGUCCCAGAAGCACCACCUUCCCCAGGGCACCUGAACUAGGUGUGAUCUCAACAUCAGAAGAGCUUCCCCAACCCCCCAAAGAGCUGGACUUCAGUUACCUGCCGUUCCCUUCUAGGCCUGAGCCUUCUCUCCAAGCAGACCUGAGCAAGGAUUUGGUGUGUACUCCACCUUACACACCCCACCAGCCAGGAGGCUGUGCCUUCCUCUUCAGCCUCCAUGAACCAUUCCAGACUCACUUGCCCACUCCAUCCAGCUCUCUCCAAGAGCAGCUGACUCCAAGCACCGUGACAUUCUCUGAUCAAUUGACGCCCAGCAGUGCAACUUUCCCAGACCCACUGACCAGUUCACUACAAGGACAGUUGACUGAAACCUCAGCCAGAAGCUAUGAAGACCAAUUGACUCCAUGCACCUCUACCUUCCCAGACCAGCUGCUUCCUAGCACUGCCACAUUCCCAGAACCUCUGGGUAGCCCUGCCCAUGAGCAGCUGACUCCUCCCAGCACAGCAUUCCAAGCACACCUAAACAGUCCCAGCCAAACCUUCCCAGAGCAACUGAGCCCCAAUCCUACCAAGACUUACUUCGCCCAGGAGGGAUGCAGUUUUCUCUAUGAGAAGUUGCCCCCAAGUCCUAGCAGCCCUGGUAAUGGGGACUGCACACUCCUGGCCCUAGCUCAGCUCCGGGGCCCCCUGUCUGUGGAUGUUCCCCUGGUGCCUGAAGGCCUGCUCACACCUGAGGCCUCUCCAGUCAAGCAAAGUUUUUUCCAAUACUCUGAGAAAGAGCAAAAUGAGAUAGAUCGUCUCAUCCAGCAGAUCAGUCAAUUGGCUCAGGGCAUGGACAGGCCCUUUUCAGCUGAGGCUGGCACCGGGGGGCUGGAGCCACUUGGAGGACUGGAGCCCCUGAACCCCAACUUGUCCCUGUCAGGGGCUGGACCCCCUGUGCUUAGCCUAGAUCUGAAGCCCUGGAAAUGCCAGGAGCUGGACUUCCUGGUUGACCCUGAUCAUUUAUUCCUGGAAGAGACGCCAGUGGAAGACAUCUUCAUGGACCUCUCUACUCCAGACCCCAAUGGGGAAUGGGGUUCAGGGGAUCCUGAGGCAGAGGUCCCAGGAGGGGCCCUGUCACCUUGCAACAACCUGUCCCCAGAAGAUCACAGCUUCCUGGAGGACUUGGCCACCUAUGAAACCGCCUUUGAGACAGGUGUCUCAACAUUCCCCUACGAAGGGUUUGCUGAUGAGUUGCAUCAACUCCAGAGCCAAGUUCAAGACAGCUUCCAUGAAGAUGGAAGUGGAGGGGAACCAACGUUUUGAAUAAGUCUGUGACUUAACGUCGUCAAGUAUGGCAUAUUGUCAUCAAGACGUGGAGCCGCUCUCCACCCCCCCGGGACUGUUGGGGGGAUUCUGGGGGCCAGAGGGGGAUAUAUCUGAUUCUCCAGGCCCUGAAGGAUUUAGGGGGGAGGGGGGAGGGUAAGGGAGGGGAGCAACUUUUUAAAAUCAAGGGACUUCGAGCGAUCCCAGUUUCCAUUUCAAUCUGUAUUCACUCGUAGUGAGCUUUCCUUGAAUGGAUUUCAAGCGGAGACUGGGGGAGUCUCACUUCCCCACCGCGCUGCCCCACGGGCCUGGGCCAGUUCUCCACUCCUAGGGGCCAAGCCACCUCUGGGUUUUGGUGGGGGAAAGGCAUGGCCCACCUGGGGCUAGCCUGUGCCCUGAGGGGCUCUUGACACCCACGUAGAAUUCUCUACAAAGCAGUAACGGGAUUUCAAUUCCGACGGACUCUGCCGCCCUGGCGGCCCUUCCUGUGACUUUUGCGCCCCGCGCCUGGGGUGGGGGGCGCGAAGAGACGCUACAUUCCUUUCCGAUGGAGGAAGGCAGACCUGCCGUCACACGUGUGCUUGCACGAGUGCGUGUACCUGGUGCGGGACUCACCCGGCCGCCAGACUGCCUGGGCUUGCCCAGGUGGCCACCUCGUGGUGCUGCGGUGACUUUGUAGCCAACUUUAUAAUAAAGUCCAGUUUGCCUUUUUGGUA
This is a messenger RNA of Peromyscus californicus insignis, 4902 nucleotides long. RefSeq names its product neuronal PAS domain protein 4 (gene Npas4). NCBI's taxonomy places the organism in Eukaryota, Metazoa, Chordata, Mammalia, Rodentia, Cricetidae. The transcript has 9 exons. The coding region runs from base 1589 to 4186 and encodes 865 amino acids. Gene Ontology annotation, molecular function: DNA-binding transcription factor activity, RNA polymerase II-specific; protein dimerization activity; RNA polymerase II transcription regulatory region sequence-specific DNA binding. Gene Ontology annotation, biological process: regulation of transcription by RNA polymerase II. The record is from RefSeq and is a predicted model, not a curated record.